CACCUGUUCGUCUCCCUCCACAAGCCAGCAAUUGGUGCGGAGCUUCCUUCUGUCCGCUCGACCUGACCUUGGGCCAUAAUCGAUCCAAAGCCACAAUGUUUCGUGGACUUGUACGCUGCACCUUCCCUUCGUGAGGGUUGAUCUAGGCCGCCCGCCAUGCUCUCAGUUCGCCGGAUCUGAUCUGAUGGCUUCCGGGUGUGGAAUUACCCCUCAAUCCGCUCGGCUCCUGCCGCAAUUAUAUAGUUGCACGCGAGCUCAGCUCUGAGGUUGCCAGGCGUUCCAGCCCUCAAAAUGCGACGACUCUCGCUCUCGCGUUGAUGUAUUCCGGAUAUUCAUCACCGACAUCAGAUCAAAGGCUGUAGCCAGAAUCAUCAUCGUUGUCACCGCAAUCGUAACCAGGGUUCGAAUCGUCGAAUCGUCGCGAAACGCAGGGUUGGCUGGGCGGACGUUUCGGUCAUGCCAACAUCACCACAGCUGCGAUGUCUCUGCCACUUGGUGCGAAAGCAGAAUGCUGGGUUUGGUUUACGUUAGCCAUCUCCUCGGUAAUCCUGAGAUUCAUGUCGCAGUACAUCAUUCGAAAGCACAAGUUCCUUAGCGACAUCCCCGUGGACGACGUUCUGAUGCUCAUUCUGGUCUUUACGUACACUACGGCAAUCGCUGCCCUGUACAAGUACUUUGACAUCGCCGUGGAAACUGAAAUCGAUGCUCUCACCCCGGAAGAGAAUUUCGCAAUCGGUCGCAAACUGGGGAUCAUUAACAUCCUCGCCGAAACGGCCAUACAGACGACCUUGUGGGGCAACAAGUGCUGCCUACUCUUGCUGUACGACCGCCUGGCUCUCUUCGGUCACUAUCACAAUACGUUGAUUUUUGUCGCCACUUACACGGGGUUGGCAUAUCUCGCGGUCAUUGUUGCAUUGUAUGGAGGAUGGUGUCGCCCGUUCUCCGACUACAUGGAACUGAAUCCUCGAAACGUCCAGUGUUUGACGUGGACGAAUUACAACAUCCUUCAGAUCACGAUGAACCUCUCGACGGAUCUUAUCCUGCUGCUGAUACCCGUUACGCUCAUCAGCCAGCUGAAGAUGAGGAUAGGAAAGAAGCUCCUCCUCAUCUGCCUGUUUAGCAUGGGCGUGUUCGUCAUGCUCUGCGCGACCCUAAUGAAGGUCACCGUCUUCACCAACCCGACCAACCCCGUCUGGUUCCUGUGGUCCGUUCGCGAAGUCAGCAUGACGAUGCUGGUCGGCAACCUCGUCCUCAGCAUGCCUAUCCUCCGGACCUUGUGGCGCUGCUUCGUCCCCGGGGCCGGCGACAGCAUGGGAGACAAACCCUCAAUUGCGGACUCGGGCGCUACGUCCACGGUUACAAAGAGCGGUGCAAGGGACCCCGCCGUGUCGGCGGCUUCGGAGCCGAGCGCGUCGAGGCCAGUGCCCCCGACGAGGGUGGCGAUCAACAGCGUGUACACGGAUGUUGAUAUCUAUGGCGAGGCCGGGCCGGGUAGCACGAGCCAGAGGAUAUCGCUGGGGCAGGAGAGUGUAUGAAAUUCGCCUGGAGGGGGGUUUAAUGACUGCGGCUCAUGGUUUUUAAUUAGCUAGCUGUACAUACGCCAUGCAGUUCCCUGGAUGAUGAACCGCUGUAUGAUAGAUGGGGUUUUCGCAGAAGACGACGAGACGCGCCAAUCAAGAGAUGAGACAAACAAACACACACUGCUCAGA
Molecule: messenger RNA, 1709 nt
Organism: Colletotrichum navitas
Lineage: Eukaryota; Fungi; Ascomycota; Sordariomycetes; Glomerellales; Glomerellaceae
Exons: 7
Coding region: 480-1535 (351 amino acids)
Source: RefSeq, a predicted model, not a curated record